UAUAGUUUCAUUCCCAUUCAUAAAAGAGGAACCAACAAUGCUACGUGAAACUACAAGGUCUUCGUCAAUUCACUAAUGAAGAAUUAUAGAAUUAGGGACAACAUGGCUGGAGGAUCACUUGGAGACAACAUUGGAUUGAAGGAAGAUGCUAUCAAGAGGGUGUGUGGUUUGGCCUGCAAAGCUAACAAUCACAAGUCAACGGAUAAGCUCUACUUUUACGACAAGGUUCAGAUUUCUUCGGAAACUUACCAUGUUUUCAGCUUCCCGGGAUCUUGGGAUCCCGCUGAAUGGUUUGUUAACAAACCCUUUGGGGUAUCGAAGAUAAAUUCUACCCAGUUCCCUUCUCUCAGAAGUAUUGGUAACGAUGAACUUGCUUGGGUGAACGAAGGCUUCGCAAAGAGAUUCGAUCGCCUAUUGGAAACUAACUUUGAAGAUGUGGUGAAGAAGGCUAUACUAGAUGGGAAGCAAGUAGUGUUUACAGGGCACUCCUCUGGUGCUGCAAUGGCAACUCAAACUACCUUUUGGGUCUUGGAAAAGUACUUUAACCCAACAAAAAUCCAAAAACCCAAGCUACCCUUUUGUGUCACUUUUGGGUCUCCCUUAAUUGGCAAUCAUAUAUUCUCUCACGCUUCAAAGAGAGAAAAUUGGUCACGCUAUUUCGUACACUUUGUUUUGAGAUAUGACAUAGUGCCAAGGAUUUUGCUUGCUCCCUUGGCUUCUAUUGAGGAAAAUUUUGGUUCUGUUCUCCAAUUCUUGAAUCCCAAGUCCAAAACUUCCACCCAAGAUCCAACAAGGGCUAUUUUGAUUUCUGAAGUUUAUAAAACUGUGAUGAGAAACGCCGCGAGUGUUACAAGCCAUGCUGCUUGUAUUCUCAUGGGCAGCACAAAUUUGUUACUUGAGACAGUGGCAAAUUUUGUUGAGUUGAGCCCUUAUAGGCCCUUUGGAACAUAUGUUUUCUGCAACGGAAAUGGACAGCUGAUUGUGGUGGAAAACUCAGAUGCUGUUUUGCAACUCUUGUUCCACACUGCCCUGUUAAGCGAUUUGGCAGAACUUGAAGAAGUUGCCGACAAAAGCAUAUCGCAACACCUGAACUAUGUGGCUGAGUUGCAGGAAAGCUUGGGAAUGCAGAAUGUAGUGUACUUGGAGCAACUUGAGCAACUUCCCUUGUCUGCUGACGGUUCAAAUAGUGAUGUUGCAACAGCCUUGGAUGGCCUUGGACUGAACACAAGAGCAAGGCUGUGUCUACGAGCAGCUGGUGAGUUGGAGAAGCAGAAACGCAAAAACGAGGACAAAAUCAUGAAGGAGAUUCAGGAUAAAGCCUUGACAAGCAUGAAAGAGCUUCAAAAUUACAAAACAACAUGUGAGAUGCACAAGGGGAAGGGCUAUUACGAUGCCUUCAAGGUGCAAAAGGAGUCGAACGACUUCCAAGCAAACGUGAAGAGGCUUGUGCUAGCAGGGGUAUGGGAUGAAGUCAUUGAGAUGCUAAAGAGGUAUGAACUCCCUGAUGAGUUCGAAGGGGACAAAGAAUGGAUAAAGCGUGGAACCGAAUAUCGCCGCCUUGUGGAGCCUCUAGACAUUGCAAACUAUUACCGCCACUUGAAGAAUGAGGACACAGGACCUUACAUGAUCAGGGCCAGGCCAAAACGGUAUAGGUACACUCAAAGAUGGUUGGAACAUGCUAAAAGGAUGCCACCUGCUCCUAUCACUGAAUCAACCUUUUGGGCUGAAGUGGAGGAACUUUAUAGCUGGAUUAACAGCAAGAAGCCUCUUGAUGAUCAUGUCGAGCAAAGGGUUAAGCAGCUUCAAAAAGACCUUAAAAAUUGGACUGAUGAUGAGAAAGUACUAGCCAAGGAUACGUUCUUGAAGGAUCCUAACUUUAUUAGGUGGAAGGAUAUUCUACCUCAGGAACUCAAGGACACUUCUUCCUAGCUAGUCUAGUUACUGCUGUGAAAGGAUAUUCUGUAUUAGUCUUUUUUCCACUCAAUGAGGAAGCUAUAAGCUUCUGAUGUUUUUGAUGUGUAUUUGUCAUGCAGGUGUAGUGUUGGUUACUUCAGUGUUGUAACUUUGUAUUUGUAUUCCUAAUGUUUUUGAUUCCCAAGUUAUGUAUUACUUGUGAGAACCAAAAAUCAUUCAGACUGCUGGACUAAAUAAAUUUGUUUAAUAGUAGGGUCUGAACUAGAGCGGUACUCAGUA
Molecule: messenger RNA, 2193 nt
Organism: Glycine soja
Lineage: Eukaryota; Viridiplantae; Streptophyta; Magnoliopsida; Fabales; Fabaceae
Product: protein EDS1L-like
Exons: 4
Coding region: 76-1929 (617 amino acids)
Biological process (GO): lipid metabolic process; defense response
Source: RefSeq, a predicted model, not a curated record